Molecule: messenger RNA, 1329 nt
Organism: Silurus meridionalis
Lineage: Eukaryota; Metazoa; Chordata; Actinopteri; Siluriformes; Siluridae
Gene: spcs2
Product: signal peptidase complex subunit 2
Exons: 5
Coding region: 16-879 (287 amino acids)
Biological process (GO): protein targeting to ER
Cellular component (GO): signal peptidase complex; membrane
Source: RefSeq, a predicted model, not a curated record
UAUGUGAUUCCAAACAUGCCGAGAACUGUAGAAACUGUAAGGCUACAGAGUCCAACUCUGUCAUUUGAGCUUGAGUUUGACGUGUCCGGUCGAAGACAAUGUGUACGAAAGCUUGGAGAAGAAUGUAAAAAAUAUAAGCAACCGGAACGGCGCAUUUCUGGUAACCUGCUGCAGGCGGAAAUCAGGCAGCCCGAGCCACACGCUGUGUGCGUGGCCGACGAGCUUUCAGCCAAUCAGAGUGAGCCAGGUCAUACAGAGGACCAGGAAGAGAAGAUGGCUGCAAAGAAUGGAAAGAAUGGUCUUCUACAAAAAUGGAAAAUUGAUGAAAAACCUGUCAAGAUUGACAAAUGGGACGGUGCAGCUGUGAAGAAUUCUCUUGACGAUGCAGCGAAAAAGGUACUCAUCGAAAAGUACGGUUACGUCGAGAACUACAACCUUGUAGAUGGGCGUCUUUUCAUUUGCACCAUCUCCUGCCUUUUUGCCAUUGUAGCCUUAAUUUGGGAUUACCUGCACCCUUUCCCAGAGUCUAAACCAGUCCUGGCAUGCUGUGUCAUUUCAUAUUUCAUAAUGAUGGGCAUUUUAACCUUGUAUACCUCGUACAAAGAGAAAAACAUCUUUCUUAUGGCCGUCCAGAAAGACCCAACUGGAAUGGACCCGGAUCACACCUGGCAGCUUUCAUCAAGUCUUAAAAGGUUUGAUGAUAAGUACACACUGAAAGCAACCUUUAGAGAUGGAAAAACCAAGCAAUUUAGGUCGACUGAGUUCACAAAGUCAGUCAGUACAUUCUUUGAUGGAGAGGGAACAUUGGUGAUGGACCAUUAUGAAAAGUGUGUGUCAAAGCUUCAUGAUACAUUGGCGAUGGAGAAGAAAACCAAGUAAAUUUGAACAGAAACUUAUUGUGCCAGCAAAGCCCUACCACACACCGAUUUGGGGUGAAGGUGUGAUGUAAUGUCAAACAUUAGCCUUCAGUUACUAAAUUUGUUUAACGAUUGUCAUAACUGUUUUCAAUUGGCAUCACAGUGUUUCUACCUGAAGGUGCGGUUAGAGUAAAUGUCUCAGUUCAGCAUUUUUGUGUGAAAGUAAAGUAAAAUGUUUUUCACUGGUUUCAUUUGGUGAUUACCUGAUCCUCACGAUAGGGAAAAUGUAAGAGUUAAAUAUUGAAAUGUUUUUCCUAAGCAGCAUCUAUUAUAGGAUGGUUUUGUUCCAGUUUUGACAUCCUAGAAUUCAAUUACAGUGAAAAUUAUUUUUUUUCUUAUUAUUUUUUCCCCCUCCCCCUCUCAUACAAUAUAUAUUGUUUUGCUUAAGAAUCAUUAAAAUGAUUGGUGUCAA